GCGUCACGCAGUUGUCCAGUGCGUCUCCUCCUCAGCAAGUCCGCACCAACUCCAGGAAGGAGCCGGGUCGCGAGGAAUAUCUCUUUUUUUCCCCCCGUUUUGUCUAAGGAAUAAAAUCAUCUUCAGCAGCAGCAGCAGCGGGACGAGGAGGAGGAGGAGGAGCAGGAGUGGGCUACACAACACCACUAGUGAGCGUUCAUCCAGGGAAGAGGGGUCACCCCCAAAAAAACCUGAGCCAUGAGUCGCAGCAUCGUGCGGCAGAGCAAGUUUCGCCACGUCUUUGGCCAGACGGUCAAGACCGAGCAGGGCUAUGACGACAUCCGCGUUUCCAAGGUGACGUGGGACAGCUCCUUCUGCGCCGUCAACCCAAAGUUCCUGGCGGUCAUCGUCGAAUCCAGCGGCGGAGGAGCGUUCCUGGUCCAUCCCCUCUUCAAGACAGGGCGUGUGGAUAAGAACUACCCACUGGUGAUCGGCCACUCUGGACCUGUCCUCGACAUCGACUGGUGCCCACAUGACGACAACAUCCUGGCGAGCUGCUCGGAGGAUUGUACGGCGAUGGUGUGGCAGAUCCCAGAUCACGCACUGACGCGUCCUCUCUCCGACCCGGUCGUGGUCCUGGAGGGACACUCCAAGCGCGUCGGCAUCGUCACCUGGCACCCGACCGCACGCAACAUACUUCUCACUGCGGGCAGUGAUAACCUGGUAAUCAUCUGGAACGUGGGGACCGGCGAGCCCCUCGUCUCCAUGGACGACCACCCGGACCUCAUCUACAGCAUCAGCUGGAACCGAAACGGCAGCUUGUUCUGCACCACCUGUAAGGACCGACGGCUGCGCGUCUGCGACCCCCGCAAGAGGGAGGUGGUCGCGGAACGUCUGGCUCCACAUGAGGGGAUCCGGCCAAUGAGAGCCAUCUUCACCAGAGACGGAAACAUCUUCACCACGGGAUUCACCAGGAUGAGCCAGAGAGAGCUCGGACUCUGGGACCCGACAAACUUCGAGGAGCCUAUUGCACUGUUGGAGUUGGACACAAGUAACGGAGUGUUGUUACCAUAUUAUGAUGCCGAUGCGAACAUGGUCUACCUCUGUGGAAAGGGGGACAGCAGCGUCCGCUACUUUGAGAUCACAGAGGAGCCGCCGUACGUCCACUACCUCAACACCUUCAGCACCAAGGAGCCCCAGAGAGGGAUGGGCUUCAUGCCCAAGAGAGGUGUGGACGUCACCAAGUGUGAGAUCGCCAGGUUAUACAAGCUCCUUGACAAGAAGUGUGAGCCCAUCACAAUGACGGUGCCCAGAAAAUCGGACCUCUUCCAGGACGACCUGUACCCGGACACAGCAGGGCCUGAGCCCGCCAUGGAGGCCGAAGAGUGGCUGGACGGCCGCGACGAGGAUCCAAUCCUGGUGUCCAUGAGGGAGGGCUACGUGCCUCCCAAGAGCCGAGAGCUCAAAGUGGCAAAGAAGAAUGUGUUGGACUCCAGACCCACCACCCGACGCAGCUUGUCCACUUUGGACACCAACAGCCUGCCGCCUCAGUUGCUCGAGAGGUUGUUGGAGGAGUUUCAGAAUCUGAAGGCCACAGUUUUGUCUCAGGAGAAGAGAAUCUGUGACUUGGAGAAUAAGCUGUCCCAGUACGCCAAUGGCACUGACUGAAGUGCACGUAAACACACCUGAAGAACUGGUCUGAAUUCCUGAGAAAAGCGUUUUCCCCUUUGCAUUGACAAGGAACCGGUCUCCUCCACACUCUUAACAGUGUUGUCCCUUUAAAGGUGCCAUUGUGUCCGGGCAGGAAUGUGGACAAUCCAAAUGCAAAUUGACGGUUCAACACAUCUGAACAAAAUACACCCAUAUCUAAUAUUUGUUUUGUGGUUGAUUCCCCCUAAUCCGCAUUCCAGUUUUCACAUGAUGUACCUUUAAUGCUUUGGCAAAAAAUAUAUAUAUUUUAACAUAUUUACACCAUUCAAAGUGAUUUGACAAGCGCGAGGAGAUUGCAGAGGUGGACUAAGGGGCUGUAGGUUAGAGGGACAUGUGCAAGUUGUGAUAAAGUUGUAAAGUAAAUCAACACAUAUCACUUAGAGAGUCAAAAAACGAUGGCUAUGUCAAAGUAGCAAAGAUGGGAGGCUUUCUUUUGUUUUUUUUGGCAUCUUAAAACUCCCCAAACUACCUACAAACACACGCACCACCACCAAACACACACACAUCACAAUAUACGUAUCUCAACGUGCAUCAGAUGAUCAAUGACUAGUUUGUUUGAAUAAGCCCCUCUGAAAACUUUUCAAAAUGUAAAUAGUGAUAAAGGAAACCAGAGAAAAUGGAAGAUUGCUGAACUUGUAGCAAAAUGUGAAAAGCAACGUUUUGUUUUUCUGUGACGGAUCAAACAUUAGACACAUUAUGACAAGAAUAAAAAAAAUUGUUUUGG
Scophthalmus maximus (turbot) is the source of this 2413-nucleotide messenger RNA. RefSeq names its product coronin 6 (gene coro6). Gene Ontology annotation, molecular function: actin filament binding. NCBI's taxonomy places the organism in Eukaryota, Metazoa, Chordata, Actinopteri, Pleuronectiformes, Scophthalmidae. The record is from RefSeq and is a predicted model, not a curated record. Gene Ontology annotation, biological process: cell migration; actin filament organization. Bases 238 to 1647 code for a protein of 469 amino acids. The transcript has 11 exons.